Molecule: messenger RNA, 5884 nt
Organism: Pangasianodon hypophthalmus (striped catfish)
Lineage: Eukaryota; Metazoa; Chordata; Actinopteri; Siluriformes; Pangasiidae
Gene: sstr5
Product: somatostatin receptor type 5
Exons: 4
Coding region: 540-1718 (392 amino acids)
Biological process (GO): neuropeptide signaling pathway; regulation of insulin secretion; cellular response to glucocorticoid stimulus
Cellular component (GO): neuron projection; membrane
Molecular function (GO): somatostatin receptor activity; neuropeptide binding
Source: RefSeq, a predicted model, not a curated record
UCUCUCUUACACACACACACACACACACACUGCGCGCGCUGAAGGACCUCGGUACAGAGUUUAGCGCACACCCCUGUACACACACACACACACGCACACGCGCACCCGUAAGCUUGAACACACUCUCUUGAGCGCGCACACGAGCCGUGCACAUGCCACAUACCGCGCGCGCUCAGACACUCUGCGAUCAUCUUAAAUGAUAACAAGAAGGAAAAAAAAAAACCCAGCAUCAGCAAUAAUCCCAUGCAGAGUGUUUGAUCCAGAGGCGCGUUGUUCCUCAGUCCUAAUCUGGAUUAUGUGCUCGGUUUGACGGGUUUGGCGCGCGCUCGCGCUCGGAUGAAUCGCUGCACCGGAAUCCGCCGCGGACGCGGCACGCGGGGUUUGGGGAUAUAGCGCGAGACCGUCCGGGUGAAUUCAUCAUCAUAACUAAGGCAGCCAACCUCUAACAGCGUCCCUCAAGUGCCUGAGACCACUGUCACGCCUCGCUUCUCCACUCACUUUCUUCCUUCAUUCUGCACUUCCUCCGUAUCCCGCUCUACAUGGAGCCAGGGGAGUUAUGGAGCCAGGGGGAAGAUCCCCUCAUGGAGAGCUUUAACGCGUCGGAAUUCAGAACUGGAAUUCCGUCAGCUCCAAUAAUGUCGAGGAUGAUGGAUAAUCAGUCAUACAGCAUGUCGAACCAGACCGUUCCAUUUUUUGGCAGCAGCAUGGUGAUGACGGCAGCCAUAUCAGUGACCGUGUUCAUCAUCGGGCUCGUAGGCAACACGCUGGCCAUCUACGUGGUGCUGCGGUACGUCAAGAUGAAGACUGUGACCAACAUCUACAUCCUGAACCUGGCCGUAGCUGACGAGCUCUACAUCCUGGGCCUGCCGUUCCUGAGUACGCAGAAUGUCCUUUCGUACUGGCCGUUCGGAUCCUUCCUGUGCCGCGUGGUCAUGAUGACCGAUUCACUCAACCAGUUCACGAGCAUCUUCUGCCUCACGGUGAUGAGCAUCGACCGAUACCUGGCCGUCGUUCACCCUCUCCGCUCCAGCAGGUGGCGCCGGCCCCGUGUGGCCAAAGUGGUAAGUGCUGCAGUGUGGGCCACGUCAUUCAUAGUGGUGCUGCCGGUGGUGAUCUUCUCCAACGUUCAGGACAUGUUCAACUCCUGCAACAUGAGCUGGCCAGAGCCGCGCAACCUUUGGCCAGUGGCGUUCAUCCUCUACACGUCUGUCCUCGGCUUCUUUGCGCCGCUGCUUGUGAUAUGCGCGUGCUACGUGCUCAUCGUGGUGCGGGUGAAGGCUUCGGGAGCACGGACCGGAUUCGGGAGGCGGCGCCGCUCCGAGCGCAAGGUGACACGCAUGGUGGUGGUCAUCGUGGUGGCAUUCGUGCUCUGCUGGCUGCCAUUCUAUAUGAUCAACAUCGUCAACCUCAUAUUCAUCCUGCCUGAGAACAGUGUGAUGGUGGGGGUCUACUUCUUCUCAGUCAUCCUCACCUACGCCAACAGCUGCGCUAACCCAAUUCUCUAUGGCUUCCUGUCUGAUAACUUCAGGCAGAGUUUCCGGAAGGUGCUGUGUGUGCGCAGGGCCAAUGGCGUUGAGGACGGGGAGCCGAGCGCACCACGCACUGACAAGACGAGCGCAUUCGAUGGCUUCCUUCCAGUGAGGAACGACCACGUCAAUGGGCAUGUGCAAAGCAGCCAGGUUAACACUGGUUAUCGUACUGAUUUACAACUCGACUGAGAUUCUACAUGCAGCUUGCUGGAUUAAGGACAUGCAGUUGGAGCCACGCCCGGGUCAAACGUCCAAACUGGAACCGGUGAAAUCUAAAGUGAUUGGCCAGUCCUCGCUUUAAACCCCGCCCCCUCUCUCUCUCUGUCUCUGUCUCAAAGCCAUCACCAUCCUUCCCUCUCUCUCUCUCUCUCUCUCUCUCUCUCCAUCCACCCAUAUGUCUGUUUGUUGUCACUUCCUGAUGAAGGUGUGGCCUCAGACCCUGACUCCACCCACUGAGACUCCACCCUCUCCUACAGAACAGCUCAGCCUUUGCCCAUCCGCGUCCGUGACUGUGGCUGUGACCUGACGAGGAGAGGAUUCUGGGUACGUGGUCGUGACUGGAGCACACAGCAGGAUGGAGGAAGGUGGAGAGGCUGUGCUGUCUUUAUGCGCUGUAGGAGGCGAGAGUGAGACAUGAGCGAGACAUGCACACUGCGAGCUUUACAGACCUCUCCGACGUUCAUCGAGGAAGUCAAUCACUCCUCAGCGUGAGUCAGCGGCGUGCCGGGCUGAAAUGUAGGCUGCUGCUCCCGAUUGAACAGAGAUUCCAAUUUCUGACAAACCCAUAGCUUAUCUCUCUCUCUCACACACACACACACACACACACACACACACACAGUGUCUGCAGCUACAUCACUGAAACAAGAAACCACAAACUUUCUUUCAAUUCGUCAUGUUAUGUCUAGGCUCCAAAUCCCAAACCCUUCCACUGCUGCUGACUGUUGCUCCGCAUCUCGCACGCCGCUUCCCCCCGCAGGACGCUCGGACAUAUUGGAAAUGUUCCAACACAUAUUUUUUCACAUGAAUUUCAGCACAGAGCUCGAUCUGGACAUGCCCAAUCACUGAUGAUGUGUUCCUGGAAUACGCAACCAACUCUGUAUGCUUUAAACUUCUUCUGAAAAAAAAAAAGACUCACCCCAUCUGAAUAUCACACACCUCUUUCACCUGCGCUGUUGCUUUUUUUGUGAAGGACACACAAGUUUUGUUUUUUUUGGGGGGGAUUUUUUGACUAUGUGUAUUUUUUGAGCAUGUAGUUUGAAGUUGGAAGCUGUGACUAUUAUUUUACAGAUCUGUGAAUUUAGGGACGUUGAAUUACUGUGAGAUAUAUUUAAACAGCCAGUGAUGUAAUGUGAUGUAAUACAACUGUUAGAUUUUAAUUGAAAAAAGUGUUAGCAUUGAGGCCACGCCUACUUCACUGGGACUGACCCUUAGAGGCCACACCUCCUUCACUGGGAACGACGCUUAGAGGCCACACCUCCUUCUCUGAGAACGACGCUUAGAGGCCACACCUCCUUCACUGAGAACAACGCUUAGAAGCCACACCUCCUUCACUGAGAACAACGCUUAGAAGCCACACCUCCUUCACUGAGAACGACACAUAGAAGCCACACCUCCUUCACUGAGAACGACGCUUAGAAGCCACACCUCCUUCACUGAGAACGACACUUAGAGGCCACACCUCCUUCUCUGAGAACGACACUUAGAGACCACACCUCCUUCACUGAGAAUGACAGUUAGAGGCCACACCUCCUUCACUGGGAACGACGCUUAGAAGCCACACCUCCUUCACUGAGAACGACACUUAGAGGCCACACCUCCUUCACUGAGAACGACACUUAGAGGCCACACCUCCUUCACUGAGAACGACACUUAGAGGCCACACCUCCUUCACUGAGAACGACACUUAGAGGCCACACCUCCUUCACUGAGAACGACACUUAGAGGCCACUAUUAUAUACAUAUUGUAAAUAUGAGUGAAUCUGUGAAUCUUUUACAUCCUCAUUUAAAGUGAUUUUUACAUUGAAAGCAGUUUUUUUAAGAGAGAAGAGAAAGAGUGAUUCCUGGAAGGAUCCAGUGUAACAUAGUUUAAAUGUAAUGAAGUGCCUUUCCCGUGUUAAAGGGAAGUGUGGAUUCACAGCACUUGAUGUACAGACACAUGACUGCUCGUCUCUGGUGGCUCGUUGGUCUUAAUCUGUUGUUUAUGUGUGCGGCUUUUUUUUUUUUUUUUAAUCACUGUGUCUCUGUUUGUUUUUUUUAAUUACUCUGUAUAAAAAAUGUUUCCAAAUAUCAAUUUGGGUUUGUAAGCAAACAUUGACCUGAUUGACGUUUUUCCUCUGAGCUUUAUUUCAUUAUGUAACAAUUUAUAUCAGUGUAUAAAUCUGUGUAUAUAGACUUCAAGUCUGCAAUGAUGUUGAAACAUCACACACACCCACACACACACACACACACACACAUUUAACAGACUGAACAUAAAGGGAUUGCUUCGCCAGAAUCUUCUGUAAAAGACUUUUUUGCUGCCAAAGUGCUUGAUUAAUGUGUGUGUGUGUGUGUGUGUGUGUGUGUUAGGUUUCGUUGCUGUAUAUUCUAUAAAGAUUGUGUAUCACAUGGUUGAUCUCUAAACAUGCAUAUUUUCAAGCAAACUCAUUUUUGAUGGAUUGCGAUGUGUCACAAGGACAAAGAAUGAAGAACAGCUAGAUUCUUUAUCACGCUAUUGCGAACAAAUGCAGAUAUGAAACGCUGAUCUAAGAUGCGUGGGCUGUGAUUAUUUAGCGCAUUUGGAAAAACGACAUGCACUUUUUAUCCAUUUAUAGUUAGCUUUAAUUUUGCAGAACAUCCACAAAACAAGUUAGUUCCUGUUCUGACGUACGUUUUAGCAGCUAUAAACAGUCGUUUAUAUUACCAAAAAAAUGUUAUGUUACCAAAAAUACUGGAACGCAUAACCUCCUCUGUCCUGAAGAGUGUCAGAAAAAAGUUACAGCUUCACCUCUGACUGUUACAGAGUGCUGACACUGGAGACUCCUUCCAUAAAUGUUACAUGAACAGUUACACGUUUUUAGAAUCAGCUUAUGUGGAGUAUCUGCGAUACAAGUCCCUGUGAAAUAACUGUUACUGUAGAAACAAUAACAUAUUAGAUCGAGUUAGAGAAAAUAAAUCAACACCAUCUGACCAAUCAGAAUUCAGCAGCGCUGUGGUGGAAACAGUAACAUGGCAGUAUUGUCGUCACUCUCCCUGUUGUUCAUUCAGGACGAAGUUUUCUUUAGCAUUUUGUCUCACAUUGUUUUUUUUUUGUGCCAAAUUUAAAAGCACAAUUGCACAAAUCCCAUAAUUCAUCAUAAUUGAUGAAAGUUCCAGAAAAUUGUCUCUGUGAUACUAUAUCAUGAUGACAUGGAACACUGUGAUAAAAGCGUAAUCAGUUAUCAUGUCUGUAGAGUGGAAUAAUAUAACAUACAGGAUUCCAGCUGUGCUCUUGUAAAAGCCGGAGUCCUGCACCGUUUGCUGAUUUUGGCUCCGUCCCAAACGCCCCAAAUCAUGUCUAGUUAGUUCUCUUCUCAAGAACAUGAAGCGCUUUCAUUAACGAAGACCCAGACGUUGCAACACAAAGACCUUGUUCUAGCAACAGUCGUCUUCACAGAGCGUAGUGUUGAUGGCCUGAAGAGAUCAUGUGAUCGAACGAUACGGCAAAAUGACUUGUCUUUCUACAUGAUCGAUCAGAGCGACACUAGCUCACGUCUACAGAAUAGCAGUUAGCAGUUAGUUAACUUAGCUAGUCUUCCUGCUGAAAAGAAAGUACAAUCCGUUACAAAAAAUCUGGAGGAGUUUCCAUUACAGGAACCUUAAUGGUUUCCAUCAGGGAUGAAUUAAACAUAAUAGGGCCCUUUCAUCUCUUUCAAAAUAAACCAUCAGGAACCAUUAGGAACAACACAAUCCAUUAAACUCCAAUUAUAACCCAUUAGGAACCACUAGAAACCACUGAUGCUUUCUAAAAAAACAAAGCCGUGCCUUUAAAUAUUAUCCCGAACCACCCGUUCUGUUAACAUUUCCUGUUUAUUGUUACUUUUUAGAAAAGUUUCCAUAAUUUUCUUGCCAUUUCUCAGCUGUUAGGAAUCGUGCGCAGUAGACUGUGUGAUACUCUGGAUUUUAUUCUGCAGAUGUUGCUGUUGUGGUGCUGUAGAUAAAGAACUUUGGUCUCUUAAUCACAGCUGGACUGAGAAAAGGUUUUAUAUCUGCUCGCUAUGUGCCUGCAUUAUACACUGUACAUCUGCAAACAUGGACUUCUCGUGACUGAACAUAUUUGCUUUGUAGAUAUGCAGAAUAUAUACGUACAUUUUUUUGUCUAAAUAAAAUGGUGCAUCACA